Messenger RNA from Helianthus annuus (common sunflower), 2148 nucleotides. Its product is annotated as calcium-dependent protein kinase 7. NCBI's taxonomy places the organism in Eukaryota, Viridiplantae, Streptophyta, Magnoliopsida, Asterales, Asteraceae. The record is from RefSeq and is a predicted model, not a curated record. Gene Ontology annotation, biological process: intracellular signal transduction; protein autophosphorylation; peptidyl-serine phosphorylation. The transcript has 9 exons. Gene Ontology annotation, molecular function: calcium ion binding; calcium-dependent protein serine/threonine kinase activity; calmodulin binding. Bases 313 to 1914 code for a protein of 533 amino acids. Gene Ontology annotation, cellular component: cytoplasm; nucleus.
CAUUGAUUAGGAGGUAUAAUUUUAUAUAACAAAAGAACAGACAGGAGAGAAACAAAGAGAAAAGGGGAGAGGAGAAUUUGGAGGGAAAAAAGUCUGAAAAAGAUCUUUUUGACUCUCCAUUUCUCUCAUAUCAUCAUCAUCAUCAUCAUCAUUAUUCAUUACAGAUUGAAUGAUAUACAUACACCCUUCAUGCUUCAUUGAUCAACACCCCUCAAUUUUCACCCUCUCUGAUAUAAUUAAAUUGUCCCUCGAAUCGAAUGACAAUUUCGUCAAUUUUGUGGGUUAGAAUUAAAGAUUUGGUUACUUUAAAUCAUGGGAAAUUGCUGUGUUACCCCUGCUAAGAGGAAGGAGAAGAACAAGAAAAGAAGAAAAAACUACAAACCGAGUUCUUUCUUCGCUAACUUUACAACCCUUACAUCUCCAAACAGUGCGGAAAGUUUCUUUGUAUUACAACAUCCUACGGGCCACGAUAUCAAACAGGGCUACAGUCUUGGUAAAGAGCUCGGUAGGGGCGAAUUUGGAAUAACCUACUUGUGUACAGAUUUAAAAACAGGUGAAAAUUUCGGCUGCAAAUCAAUAUCAAAAAGGAAACUUAGAACCGCAGUGGAUAUCGAGGAUGUGAGAAGAGAAGUUGAGAUUAUGAAACAUUUGCCAAAACAUCCGAAUAUUGUGACGUUAAGAGACACUUAUGAAGAUGAUAAUGCGGUUCAUAUCGUGAUGGAGUUAUGUGAAGGCGGAGAACUGUUUGAUCGGAUUGUCGCUAGAGGACAUUACACCGAACGCGCUGCUGCUUCUAUCAUGAGGACCAUUGUGGAAAUUGUGCAGAUGUGUCACAGUCAUGGUGUUAUGCAUCGGGAUCUCAAACCGGAAAAUUUUCUUUUCGGAAACAAGAAGGAAACGGCUCCUCUGAAGGCCAUUGAUUUCGGGCUUUCGGUUUUCUUUCAACCGGGGCAGAUCUUUAGCGAGAUAGUGGGAAGUCCUUAUUACAUGGCUCCGGAAGUUCUAAAACGCAACUAUGGCUCCGAGGUUGACGUAUGGAGUGCGGGAGUUAUUCUCUACAUUUUGAUUUGUGGCGUUCCGCCGUUUUGGGCAGAAACUGAACAAGGAGUCGCACAAGCAAUCAUUCGCUCGGUUAUAAAUUUCAAAAGAGACCCAUGGCCCAAAGUUUCCGAUAACGUGAAGGAUCUUGUUAAGAAAAUGCUUGAACCCGACCCAAAGUCCCGGCUUACAGCUCAACAAGUUCUUGAACACCCGUGGUUGAACUCAAAGAAGGCUCCAAAUGUUCCAUUGGGUGAUAUUGUUAAGUCGAGGCUUAAACAGUUCUCGGUGAUGAACAAGCUAAAGAAACAAGCGUUGAGGGUGGUGGCUGAACAUUUAUCAGUAGAGGAAGUGGCUGGAAUAAGGCAAGAUUUCCAUAUGAUAGAUACAAACAACAACGGAAAGAUUAAUCUUGACGAACUGAGAAUCGGUUUACAAAAGCUCGGUCAUCAAGUAAACGACGCAGAUCUUCAAAAUUUGAUGGAAUCUGCUGAUGUUGAUAGAGACGGGACCCUGGAUUGCGGGGAGUUUGUUGCGGUCACUCUGCAUCUUAAAAGAAUGGCGAACGAUGAACAUCUACACAAAGCGUUUGAGUUCUUUGAUAACAACAGAACUGGUUAUAUAGAGGUAGAAGAGCUCUGUCAAGUGUUAAGCGAUGAAGGCGAGAUCAUCAACGAUGAAGUAAUCAAUGCGAUUAUGCAUGAUGUCGAUAUGGAUAAGGAUGGGCGUAUCAGUUAUGAGGAAUUCGUCAUAAUGAUGAAGACGGGCACAGAUUGGCGAAAAGCAUCAAGGCAAUAUUCCCGAGAAAGAUUUAACGAUCUUAGUAUGAAGUUGAUGAAGGAUGGUUCGUUACAGUUGGCGGGCGAGGGCCGUUAAAUAAGUUCAAACUUUUACUUUACACAGACAAAAGAUGAAUGUAAAAUUAGAUGGAAAUGUACUAUUUGUGUAGUAGGAUAGAGGGGGUGGGGGUGGUUCAUCUUUUUGUAGAAUUAGGAUGGAGUUGUAAAGGUGCAGCUUGCUAUGAAGAGCUUGAAGGUGCUAGUCAUGAGGUCUUAUUGUAAAGUCUUUGGCUGUAUUUUGGAUUUCAUGAAGCUAAUUAUUGGAUAUUGU